Molecule: messenger RNA, 1273 nt
Organism: Tarenaya hassleriana
Lineage: Eukaryota; Viridiplantae; Streptophyta; Magnoliopsida; Brassicales; Cleomaceae
Product: RNA-binding protein CP31B, chloroplastic
Exons: 4
Coding region: 77-1069 (330 amino acids)
Cellular component (GO): cytosol
Molecular function (GO): mRNA binding
Source: RefSeq, a predicted model, not a curated record
UAUCCUUUUUCCGACCUUUCUUCUUCUAAAACCCUUAUCUUCCUCUUCUUUCUCCUCCAUCUCUAUCUCUGCAAAAAUGUCUUCUUCAAUAUUAACCUCAAGCUUCAAGCCCUUACCCAUGGCGGAUUCUUCCUCGUCUACCCUUUUCUCUCUCCCUUCCAUCUUCACCAGAUCCAAAUGCCCAAAUUUCUCAACCCCCACCAAACCCAUCAAACUUCACCUCUCUCUCUCUCGCUCUACCCUCGCUCUGAGCCACAAAACCCGCCAUAAGAGCUUCUCCCGCCUCAUCUCCUCCGUUGCCCAGACCUCGGAUUGGGCUCAGCAAGGCGAGGAAGAAGGAGAAGACGGCAGCAUCGGUGGCGCCUCCGUCGCCGUCGAGGACAACGAGGAGGGUUUCGAGACGGAGGCGAAGUUUUGGGAUGGGGAAGGAGAUGCGAGUGGGGCUGAAGACGGCGGCGGCGUGACGGAGGAGGAAGGCGCCGGCGGAGAGGAAGAGGAGGGGUUCCCGGAGCCGCCGGAGGAGGCUAAGCUGUUCGUCGGGAACCUGCCGUUCGACGUUGACAGUCAGGGCUUGGCUAUGCUCUUUGAGCAAGCUGGUACUGUCGAGAUUGCUGAGGUUAUAUACAAUAGAGACACUGACCAGAGCCGUGGGUUUGGUUUUGUAACAAUGAGUACAGUGGAAGAAGCCGAGACAGCUGUGGAGAAGCUCCAUAGCUAUGAAUUCAACGGUCGGAAUCUGACAGUAAACAAGGCAGCUCCGAGAGGAUCCCGGCCCGAACGCCCACCACGUGAGUAUGAGCCUGCAUUCAGGAUCUAUGUAGGGAACCUACCAUGGGACGUGGACAAUGCUCGUCUAGAACAGGUUUUCAGCGAGCACGGCAAAGUCAUGGAAGCCCGCGUGGUUUAUGACCGUGAGACAGGCCGUUCACGUGGUUUCGGGUUUGUUAAAAUGUCCAACGAGACCGAACUCAAUGACGCCAUUGCCGCCCUUGAUGGACAGAACAUGGAUGGAAGAGCGAUCAGAGUGAAUGUAGCGGAGGAACGGAGCAGAGGCAGGCGUGGGUUUUGAGAUAUGAAGAUGAAGAUGAAGAUGAAGAUGAUGAAGCCGUUUGUGACCUGUCUCUGAAUCUUGUUUUACUUUUCUUUGGAUGAGAUUUACUGUCUUUGACAAUUUUUGUCUGAAACUCCCAACACCUUCUUCAUUUGCCAUCCAUCCUUGUCUUGUCCCCUUUUCGGGUUUGGUUAUACAAAAUCGACAUAAUCUGAACAUCGA